UAUGAAAAGAAAAGGAAAAAAAAAAAAACAAGACGGUGCUGUGACAAUACGCAUUUCCUUAUCUCCCGUCAUCCCUCCCUUUCUGUUUCCCGGCUGGUUUUUCUCUCGCAGUAACUUCUGUACAUUUUCAUGGCGGCCAAUCCCUCCAAUGAGACUUUGCUCGACCAGCUGAGACACGGACUCGCCGAGUUCGAGUUCAUCUCCCCUCCUUUGCUUUCAAUUUCCAACUCCACCCCAUUUUUCAGAAACACCGCCCAUCGGUUCUUCGCUCGAAUCGGACCAUCUCCAGGAGGAGGUUCACCAGCCAUGAAGAAGCUCGAGCACUAUUCAGUUCAGAAAGUCACUGGUGAUGGACGAUGUCUUUUUCGGGCAUUGGUCAAAGGAAUGUCUCUGAACAAAGGGGUCACACUUGAUCCUAGGGAAGAGCGAGAAAAUGCAGAUGAACUACGGAUGGCUGUAAAAGAAGUUAUCUGUGAUAAUGAAAAUGAACGCUUUAAGUAUGAAGAGGCCUUGAUUGCAAUUACUGUUGAUGAGUCUUUGAAACGUUACUGCCAACGCAUUGGACGACCUGAUUUCUGGGGAGGAGAGUCAGAACUGCUGUUCUUUGCUCUUGGAAUAGAACAAAAGAAAGACCAAGAUCUUAAUGUUCCCUUCCCAUACAAAACCCCCAAAAGAAUUGUGUUGAUUCUUAAAUGCAGGUGCUGUCAAAGUUGUGUUGCCAGCCGAUCGCAGUAUACAUACCAGAACAUGAGCAUUCAAGAGGCGGACUGGGGUCUGGUUUUAUUCCCAUUGCAGAAUAUGGAAUUGAGUUCAGCAAGGGUUCAAGAAAAGGGAAGAAACCAAGGAAAGUGGUGAGGCUCUUGUACAGUGGGAAGAACCACUAUGAUCUACUUGUCUGAGAAUUAGUGCUUGGAGUCUAACGGGAGAGGAUACGGUGGUAACCUCCACAGUUUCAUCUAGAAUAGAAUUGGCGGAAUCAUCGGGUCGUAGACGAAGCACAUUCACAGAAGCAAGGAAUUGAUGCAAUUUUGCUUUCGAAGCAGGGUGACAGAAGUUGCAAAAUUCCCUGGGUGUUUUUUGGAUUGUUGUUGGACAAGCUCAAAGGAAAGGAAACUGGCUCCUUUUUCUCCAGCUUCUCUUCUCAAUGAUCAGCCAUAUUCAACUUGUUUGGAUUGGAUUAUAUUUUCCCAUGAGGUGCAAGAAAUAAGCUACACUAUUGAUGAAAUUGUGAGGUGCAUUUUUAGAGUAUCACAUGAGUUGUUUUCACAAUACCUU
Rhododendron vialii is the source of this 1275-nucleotide messenger RNA. RefSeq names its product OVARIAN TUMOR DOMAIN-containing deubiquitinating enzyme 3. The record is from RefSeq and is a predicted model, not a curated record. Gene Ontology annotation, molecular function: cysteine-type deubiquitinase activity. The transcript is spliced from 10 exons. Gene Ontology annotation, cellular component: nucleus; cytosol. Gene Ontology annotation, biological process: protein deubiquitination; endoplasmic reticulum unfolded protein response. NCBI's taxonomy places the organism in Eukaryota, Viridiplantae, Streptophyta, Magnoliopsida, Ericales, Ericaceae. The coding region runs from base 130 to 855 and encodes 241 amino acids.